Molecule: messenger RNA, 2879 nt
Organism: Scomber scombrus (Atlantic mackerel)
Lineage: Eukaryota; Metazoa; Chordata; Actinopteri; Scombriformes; Scombridae
Gene: pgm2
Product: phosphoglucomutase 2
Exons: 13
Coding region: 83-1918 (611 amino acids)
Biological process (GO): carbohydrate metabolic process; purine ribonucleoside salvage
Molecular function (GO): phosphopentomutase activity; magnesium ion binding
Source: RefSeq, a predicted model, not a curated record
CAGCUUUCAGAGAGAGUGUGUUCACCUCGUGUGACCACAGACAGCCAGCUGGACAGUCUCCGGACUCAGUGUAAGAAGAGAAAUGGAAAACAGUCAGUCCACAACCGGUGACACCAAGCUGGACCAGGCUGUCAAGCAGUGGCUGCAGUAUGACAAGAACCCAAAGACAGUGUCCAUCGUGGAGGAUCUGUUGAAGGAUAGAAAAGUGGAGACCCUGAAGAAAUGUUUCUCCUCCAGGAUGGAGUUUGGUACCGCAGGUCUGAGGGCAGCCAUGGGCCCCGGCAUAUCCUGUAUGAAUGACCUCACUAUCAUCCAGACCACACAGGGUUUCUGUCACUACCUGGAGGAGAGUUUUGGGAACCUAAAGGAGCGAGGGGUGGUGAUUGGGUAUGACGCCCGGGCCCAUCCUCCCAGUGGGGGUAGCAGCAAGCGAUUCGCUAGCCUGGCUGCAGCUGUAUUCAUCAGCCGAGGGGUGCCUGUCCACCUCUUCUCUGACAUCACCCCUACACCCUUUGUGCCUUUCACAGUUUCCCACCUGGGUCUGUCUGCUGGUAUCAUGGUGACUGCCUCUCACAAUCCCAAACAGGACAAUGGGUACAAGGUUUAUUGGGAGAACGGUGCCCAGAUUGUGUCCCCUCAUGACAAAGGCAUCGCCAAGGCCAUAGAGGAGAACCUGGAGCCUUGGCCUGAGUCCUGGAACACAGUGGAGGCCCUGAAGAGUCCCUUGCUCAAAGACCCCUACCAAGACAUCCACACACAAUACUUCAAAGCCAUCCAGAAACACUGUCACCACAGGGAGAUAAACAAGAGUUCAGAGGUGAAAGUUGUGCAUACGUCUGUGCACGGUGUUGGCCACGCAUUUGUCCAGUCAGCUUUCAAGGCCUUUGACCUUCACCCUCCAUAUGCUGUAGAGGAGCAGAAAGAUCCAGACCCCGAAUUCCCCACUGUGAAAUAUCCCAAUCCUGAGGAGGGAGAGGGAGUCCUGACAUUGUCGUUCGCCCUUGCAGAGAAGGAGGGGGCCACUGUGGUGUUGGCGAAUGACCCAGAUGCUGAUCGACUGGCUAUCGCUGAGAAACAGAAGAGUGGACAGUGGCGAGUGUUCAGCGGUAAUGAGUUGGGAGCGUUGCUUGGCUGGUGGAUGUUCCGCUGCUGGGAACAGCAGAACUCUGACGCUGCUGCUGUGAAAAACCUCUACAUGCUGUCAAGCACUGUCUCAUCCAAGAUACUGCGUGCCAUCGCCCUGAAGGAAGGCUUCCACUUUGAGGAAACACUGACAGGGUUCAAGUGGAUGGGGAACAGAGCCAGAGACCUUUUGGAUCAAGGCAAGACCGUUCUGUUUGCCUUUGAGGAGGCCAUAGGGUAUAUGUGCAGUCCCUGUGUUUUGGACAAGGACGGGGUGAGCGCUGCAGCCAUAGCAGGGGAGAUGAUUUCUUAUCUGGCCACUAAAAACACAAGCCUUUCUCAGCAACUCACUGCCAUCUUUGUAGAGUACGGCUACCACAUCAGUAAGAACUCAUACUUCAUUUGCCAUGACCAGGAUGUGAUCCGCAGUCUGUUUGAGCGUCUGCGCAACUACGGUGGCCAGAAGGACUCAUACCCGACCAAAUGUGGGCGGUUCUCCAUCUCUGCUAUACGAGACUUGACCACUGGCUACGACAACAACCAACCUGAUAAAAAGGCUGUUCUUCCCACUUCCAGUUCCAGUCAGAUGAUCACAUUUACCUUCUCUAAUGGCUGCGUGGCCACUAUGAGGACCAGCGGCACAGAGCCAAAAAUCAAAUACUACACUGAACUCUGUGCUGCGCCCGGUAACAGUGAUGUGACACACCUGAAGAAGGAACUGGAUGACUUGGUCGAUGCCAUCAUUGAAAACUUCUUUGAGCCAAAGAAGAAUAAUCUGCAGCCUAAACCAGAGUAGAACUGAUCUUUAUAAUUGCAGACAGACAUACAAACAGGACCAGUUGUGACUAAUAUCUCAGACCAGCAUGUCAUAUAAUGUCUUAAAUACGUCAGAAGGGAUUUAACUCAGGCUUGACUUAGAUUUACGUCUUUUCUUACUAUUAUAGCAAAUGUGUUGUCAUUUUUCCAGUCUUAAUUUUAACAAUCUGCAGGUUAAUUGAAAUGUCUAAUCUCUAUUCUGAGUUAGUUAAGCCAUCCAUCCGUUUUGGAGCUUUAAUUUUUGGGUCCAGUGCCAGUUUUACAUUAAGCAGUCACGACACAUCACAGCUACAUGUUUUGUUUACAGUUUAUCUCAACGCUGGAUAUUUUAACAUCACAACUGUGAAAUAUUCAGCACUCCACAGCUACAGUCAUUCCUGCUUCCUGAGAAUAGCGAUAGAUACACAUAUUAAUGUAUUAAUGUAUGUAACAGUCAUUCAUUCCACAGUGUGUUUCAGCAUCGGCUGCAGGGCUGCUAAUACGAAGAGUUAAAGAAGAGUGUAAAUGAAAACUUAUAUUGUAACGUUGUUGUUGACUCCUGUUAAACCUUGAAUAUGAAUAUAUUUGAAUAUCUUAAUUUAUAGUGGGGUAUAGCAUUAAAAGUGACAAUAGAAAAAAGAUUAAUGCAAAACAUGAUGUGAAAAACUGCAAUUUUACAGUUUGAAAAAUGAUCAAACCUAAAAGCUGACAGCACCACCAAGUGGAUAAAUUGUACAUGAAUCUUUCAAAUGUACCCACUGUUCAUUCUUUGAAAUGAAUAGUUAAAACUUAAAGGGACUCUUCACACUAUCAUGUAAUGUACAACUAACCACCCUUAUUUAAGUGAUCAUGAAUGACUGUUCCAGAAAUGGGUAAUUAGAAGCUCACCUUUCCUGAUGUGCCUCUUAAUCAAAAAUGCGUGCAAAAAAAUGUUUUCAAUAAAUGAAGGUUUCUAACUGCAA